AUGUAUCUACUUGUGUCUGUUCAUAUCAAUCCAUUUGUGUCUAUUCAUAUCUAUCUAUCUAUCUAUCUAUCUAUCUAUCUAUCUAUCUAUCUAUCUAUCUAUCUAUGCCUAUUCAUAUCUAUCUAUCUAUCUAUCUAUCUAUCUAUCUAUCUAUCUAUCUAUCUAUCUAUCUAUCUAUCUAUGCCUAUUCAUAUCUAUCUAUGUCUAUUCAUAUCUAUCUAUCUAUGCCUAUUCAUAUCUAUCUAUCUAUGCCUAUUCAUAUCUAUCUAUCUAUCUAUCUAUCUAUCUAUCUAUCUAUCUAUCUAUCUAUCUAUCUAUGCCUAUUCAUAUGUAUCUAUCUAUCUAUGCCUAUUCAUAUCUAUCUAUCUAUCUAUCUAUCUAUCUAUCUAUCUAUCUAUCUAUGCCAAUUCAUAUGUAUCUAUCUAUCUAUGCCUAUUCAUAUCUAUCUAUCUAUCUAUCUAUCUAUCUAUCUAUCUAUCUAUCUAUCUAUCUAUGCCUAUUCAUUUCUAUCUAUCUAUGUCUAUUCAUAUCUAUCAAUUUAUCUAUUUUGUCUAUCCAUAUCUAUCUAUCUAUCUAUCUAUCUCAUUAUUUAUUUAUAGACCAUCUACUACAACAAACACUCUGUCUGUUUAUCUAUUUAUCUGUCAUAGCCUUCGCAUCUAUCUAUCUAUCUAUCUAUCUAUCUAUCUAUCUGUUAUAGCCUGUUCUUUCUUUCUUUCUAUCUGUCAUUGUCUUCUAUCUAUCUAUCUAUCUAUCUAUCUAUCUAUCUAUCUAUCUGUCAGAGCCUUGUCAUCUAUCUAUCUAUCUAUCUAUCUAUCUAUCUAG
This is a messenger RNA of Acanthosepion pharaonis, 825 nucleotides long. NCBI's taxonomy places the organism in Eukaryota, Metazoa, Mollusca, Cephalopoda, Sepiida, Sepiidae. The record is from the annotation of a GenBank genome assembly.